Messenger RNA from Misgurnus anguillicaudatus (oriental weatherfish), 1221 nucleotides. NCBI's taxonomy places the organism in Eukaryota, Metazoa, Chordata, Actinopteri, Cypriniformes, Cobitidae. The record is from RefSeq and is a predicted model, not a curated record.
UUAGCGCCUCAACUUCCGGGUCAAGUUUGUUUGCUGGUAUGAGUCGACUGGAGGUCAUGUAAUAAAGUCUUUCGUUUGAGUAGUUAACUCCACAAUCCGUGUGUAUAAAUCCCAUGGCUACUGCAAUCACACUAUUGUUAAUCUAAUAACACCGUGUUUAUAUAAGAAGCCAUGUCGCAAGCAUCGUCUGGAUUCAACCCGGCUGCGCAAAUACCACAUGGGUCUGGCAAGGGUCCUGUAGGGGCUGCUUAUGUUCCUACUGAAGAUGAGAGGCGUGUCUUUAAAGAAUGUAAUUCAGAAAGCUUCUUUUACAGAUCCUUGCCCUUUUCUGCAAUUGCGAUGGCAGUCACUCAGGCAAUGGUAUCUAGAGGGAUCCUUGCUCCAUCGCCCCGAUUUGGCUCCAUUCCCAAAGUUGCCAUUGCUGGCAUAUUUGGAUACAUCGGUGGGAAGAUGUCCUACAUGAGGGUCUGUCAAGAAAAGUUUAUGAAAUUAGAGAACUCCCCUCUAGGAGAGGCACUGCGACAGGGACGUCUGCGUCACGUGCCUUCUGAGUUUAACCAAUCAGAGUUUCCAAACCCAGCAGCUCAACAGCCUGGUUCCGAGUCUUUGUUUCAACCUCCGACAGACCACAGCUCUGUGUCUGAGGGAUACAGCAGUUACACGAGCGAUUAUACCUACAGCCACCCCUCCCAAUCAUACGAACCCUCACCCUUAAGUUCUGGAUUUAGCGAUUCUGGUCCUGUGGUGUUUCGGGAUGACCAACCCCCUCAAGCUCCGCUCUAUAUAGAUGACGACAUGCCCAAGAAGAAGCCUGUGUUGUAUGAGGACCUGCGCAAUAAAAACAGAGAGAACUAUGAGGUCACUCUCACACAGAAAGCCGAAACCCUGAUGAAACCGCAAGCAGAAGUAGCAGCAUCUAAAAAGGAUGUUAAAAAGAACAAGUACGGAGAUGCUUGGGAUGAAUGAGAAUGAUCAACCUGUAAACCUUGUUGAAAACUCCUGUUGUUUUAUGCCUAAACCGCCAGAUCAGGCAGAAAGCCUCCAAUUCACACUGCAAAUGAAUGUACCUUUUAGGGGGAAAUCUCAGUUGUGGAAAUGAAUGCAAAUUUGUUUGCAACUUUAUUUGGAAUUGAUUGCAUAAAUGGUAUGAAAACAAAUCUUUAUCCAGUUUGCUUCUUGCUGUAAGUGGAUUUAAGCUCUAUUAAUAUCAGUGUUUUUUAU